This is a messenger RNA of Erpetoichthys calabaricus (reedfish), 4247 nucleotides long. RefSeq lists its product as uncharacterized. Gene Ontology annotation, molecular function: metal ion binding. The coding region runs from base 83 to 811 and encodes 242 amino acids. The record is from RefSeq and is a predicted model, not a curated record. The transcript is spliced from 2 exons. NCBI's taxonomy places the organism in Eukaryota, Metazoa, Chordata, Cladistia, Polypteriformes, Polypteridae.
GAAAUAUUAGAUAUAGUUUCACCUUCACUAAAGACGGUAUUUGGAUCGUUCCUAAAGAGGUUGUGACGUUAAAAGGAUAAACAUGGCUGCUCAUGGAAGUGCUUUAGUCGGAUACGGAGUCUCGUCGGAAUCGGACAGCGAAGGAGAAGAGACUACAAAACAAUUAUCGAGGCAUACAGCCAGUACAACUACACAAAGUAGAAACUUUCUUGUGGAAGCUGGAGAUCUGAGUAGUGACUUGAGCAGCGAAGAUGAGGACCAUGCGCCUGAAUGUGACGUCCAGUCCAGUCCACCCAGACGAUUUGAAUGGAGUCCCGCUUCUACUAACACUGCAAAAUCUCAAGGCGAAGCAAGUCAGAAGAAGCUACCCACUCCAAAACUGGACAUUGGGAUGAUGAAAAAAGGAGGCAGCAGUGUCUUUAAGAAUCCAUUUCAGGAGGAGCGGAAUGAACAGCUGAGCCUGCUGCAGAAGCACGUGCAACUCACGCUGGAGGCAAAGCCAACAGAAAUUGGAGGCAAGAAGAUCUGCCUGCUUUAUCGCAAAGAAGGGCGCUGCCGGUACGGUAGUAAGUGCAAAUUUGCCCAUGACAGUGAUCUUCAGACGGCCGUACCGCCGUCAGUAAGCUCCAGUCGAUGUGAAACUGUGCUGGCCUCAAGCUCCUCUUUUAAAGUGGAUGACAACAAUGACUUGGAGGAGGAAACAAGGACUAAAAAAAGAAAACCUGGCUUAAGUGACUCGCUAAUACCAUCCAAGAGGGUUCUAAAACAUUACAAAGCUCAGGUCACCAAGGAUAAACCCUGGGUCAACUAAAUGUGUGUAGUUUGUUCAUGGUCACUUCAUUCCUAACUAAACUACAGUUGGUGAAUCUGUUGAAUUACUGGCACCAGUAAAAUGUAACCAUUCUGGUUUUAUGUGUCAGUUAAGAAGUCUUAGAUUUCAAGUGCAGUUUGGUCAUUCAGAUUUGACGGCCUGGUGCAAACUUACUUAGGGAGGAUAAAUAGUAACGUUUAGGUUAAAAGCAUUUGUGUUAACUGUAAGCAUGAAGAAGCCGAUUUUUGGAUUCUAAGAGUGUUUUUAUUUAAGACCAUUGCUGGUGUUUGUUAGCUAGAAUUAUGUUUUAUGCCCAUCCCUUGUUUUAAUAUGCUGUGUAUAAGUUGUGACAUUUAGGGACAAUUCAGAAUCAAGAUGUCCACCUAUAGCACCUGGUAUCUAUCAAUCUUCAAACCUCAAUUGCCGUCUCCUAUGAUCUAGGAUAAAAUGGAAUUGAAUGUUCAAUCUAUUGGUAAAUCUGACGUGUAUAAUAUUUCUAGUAGAAUUGUGGAACCUUUUGAAGGUUUGUAUUUUCUGACUAAGGCUUCUGUCUCAGAGAUGGGUGAUGAGUAAGUUAGUUGUGUGUCUUAUCAAGCCUUGUUCUUCAUCAAAUCGGUUGUCCAGAUAGAACACUUGUCACUGUGACGUAUGACCUUGGAACACUGAAACUUAUCACCAGGUGCUGUAAGGACUAACCCUAACAGCAGCUAUGUCCCGAUUCACCCCGUCCCACACAUCAUCUGCUUUUAAAAUGUCAAACGGGGUUCGCCUCUCAACCAUACUAAGGUGGGAAUCCAAAAGGGCCCAAGUGGCAGCGUAAAUUAGCCAUAACUGGUCUCUGAACUGUUUAUUGAAUGCCAUUUUUGUCCACUUCUUCUUUUCUGCAGUUUUGUGGUGAUAGGUGCUCAGUGGAGGACGGCCCUUGUGUCCGCUUUGAACUCUUUGCUUAUUUGGGUUCUUUUCUUUAUAUACCAGUAUGGAUUUGCCAAACAAAUUUAGGAAUAUCCACCCAUCCUCUUCACAGUUGUGUGGAUGGGAACAAGGUUUGGUAAAAUUUGUAUUAUUCUCUUUUUAAUGCUGCAUUACAGUUCGGUGAAUUUUUUUUCCAGUUCCUUAGACACGCAGUGACAGUAUAAUACAUAAUAUGGUAACCUACUGUGGUAAGACACAGGUCACUAUUCCCAUAUAAUCGACCAGUGCUUUUAUCAAAGAUGUCUUAACAAGGUCAGCAUUCAUUACAUUUGGUUUUACACUCCUAUCGAUUUGUUCCAGACUGAGUACAGGCUGGUUUAGUGACUCUCUCCACAGCAGACAGCAAGUCCAGUGCCUUUAUGGCCCAAUUUCUUAACCAUAAGACAACACUGCCUGGUCUGAAAAACAAGUCAGAUAAUAUAUGCAUGGCGUAAUAUUCAGGUGUGCUCGGCAACUAUGUUAACUCUCAUUAAUAUUAUGUAAAUAAGUAAGAAGUUGGAAAGGAACUGAUUUAUUAUAUAACUGCAAUACAAAUUUUAUUUAUGAAUUGUGAAAUUUAUAGGAACUCAUUAUGUAAUUACUAAUAUGUAAAAUGUAUACUUGCCUAUUACCUGACAUCUUGUCACAGUGGUCUGUGCCUGCUCUCGGUGAAAAGCUAAGCUGAACUGAGUUGAAUUGUGAACAAACAAAGCACCUUAAAUCCUAUGAAAAAUCCUUUCAAUUCAAUGGUAGGUCAAAGCUAACAAAAAAAGGACAUGGCCGUGUUUAUAACAUGAAGAAGCCGUACAGAAGAUAAAAGAAUCCUUAACAAAGAGUAGGGCAGCGUUUCUCAACCUUUAAGUAUUUGCGACUCGAGUUUUCAUAAGUUUUAAUCGUGUCCCCGUAACGUUUUUUUGAAAGGAGCCCACUAAUAAGUGAAUUCAAGUGAAUUUCCCUUUGGGAUUAUCUAUCUAUCUAUCAGUUUGUUCUUUUUUUAAUUAAUGAUAUAUCAUAGAUGCAUAUUUUAUUAUACCUACUUAACUUUUAUCAACAUUUAUCUAACUCUAUUUAUUUUUCUAGUAUCAGAAUGUAGUUUAAGUUAAUUUUGUUUUGGUUUCAAUAGAUGUAUUUUUCAUAUUUUCGAUUCUUGUUUUCUUUUUUCACAUCUUCGCGCCCCCCCCUCCAGGGGGGCCUGCCCCACAGUUUGAGAACCACUGGAGUAGGUUGUGUCCUGACUUCCUGACUAAGUUACCCACAUGGCCCCCUAAUCAUUACCUUCCAUGAUUGGCUAACAAUCACUCACACCAUCAAAAUGUCAGUUAAUGCGUGGUAAGCGUACUGGCACAAAAUGGCUGCCUAGUCGUUCUGGCCCUCUAAUCAUUGCUUUCCUCUGAUUGGCUAACCAAUCACUCACACCUUCAACAUGUUAAUGCGUGGUGAGCGUACUGGCACAAAAUGGCUGCUGUUGCACCCUCCAGGUGGAUACCACAUAUUGGUGGUGGUUAAAGUGGCUCCCCACUUGCUGAAGUACUUUGAGUAGUGAGAAAAGAGGCAUAUAAAUGUAAAUAAUUAUUACUGUAUUAAAAGUGUAAAAUUUGAAAACUGUUUUUUGCUUUUUGUAAAGUUAGGUCACUUUAAUGAAACCCUUCACAUUUCUUAGCAGGAUAAAACAAAUGGUAGUUAGGGUGUCAGUAAGAGUUGUGAACAAAGAAACCAUCCUAAAUGAAGAGGAAAAUCCCAGCUGUACCACAAUAUAACAUUUGGAAACACUUUUGCAUUUUGUAAAAUCGGGUCACAUUUCUGAAAAGAUAAUUUUUAGAAUGUUACAGGUAGCGAAGAGCCAGAUUAUACUAAACGCAGCAGAAAAUUAAUUAAAGCCAAUGGUGGGUCAAAACUGACCCAAAAGACAUAUAAAGGUAACACAUUUUUACAAGCUAGGAUUUUUUUUUUCUUUUAGUUACUUUGAUGGAAAUGUAGGAAAAGUGGCAUGGUUUCACCCCAGACAGCUGAAAUGUAGUAUGCUGUUACUAAUUUCAAACAGAAAAAUGGGUCCGAUUUGACCGAAGGAGGUUGUGAGGGUUAAACAAUGUGUAGUUUAUUUCCUAUGUAAAGAAAGAAUACAAUUUGAAAUUACUGUUCAAUAUAUUAGUGUUGGCGGCACGGUGGUAGCUCCGCUGCCUUAAAGUAAAGUGACCAGGGAUAACCUUUAACCUUUCCCCCCCCAUCCACUGAAAAGUAUCUCCUACCUGCCACUUGGCUCUGAAUUACAAUUAGUAAAACUUAUUCUAUGUGACAUUUCCAAAUCGGGGCAAAAGGUAGAGAAAUAAUAGGAAUACUGAUUUUAUUGAUUGCUCACAUACGGUAUUUAACUUUCAUUGGCCGCAUGUUUAAAUUAGUUAGUUAUUGGUAGUCACCUUUGUUUGCUGCUCAUUAUGAACAAAUUCAAUACAAAAUUAAAGCUUUUUUUUAUUGUUAUCCAGUUCCU